Messenger RNA from Haplochromis burtoni (Burton's mouthbrooder), 766 nucleotides. RefSeq names its product C-C motif chemokine 3-like 1. Gene Ontology annotation, molecular function: chemokine activity; CCR chemokine receptor binding. Gene Ontology annotation, cellular component: extracellular region. The record is from RefSeq and is a predicted model, not a curated record. Gene Ontology annotation, biological process: cellular response to tumor necrosis factor; monocyte chemotaxis; cellular response to type II interferon. The transcript has 4 exons. Bases 273 to 650 code for a protein of 125 amino acids. Lineage: Eukaryota; Metazoa; Chordata; Actinopteri; Cichliformes; Cichlidae.
UAGAUUCGUCAAUAAUCACAAUGCACACACUGUUGGCAUCAAUCAAGCUGUAGACCAUAAGACAUGUCUGUGCAUUUCCUAAUGUGAGGCUAUUUCUCGGAAAGCUUUCAGCAAGCAGUUGGCGGUUUGAAAUAUUAAAGUUUCUCUAUUUAGAGGCGGAGGUGUGAUUAUGAUACAACCACACACACAAAUAAACACGUAUUAAAAUAACCCGCCGUCACUUCUUUUUCCUGCAAAUCUUCCUACCCUUACCAAUAAAUAUCCAAGCACUGAUGAACUUUUUGUUACAGCCUGAUCAGCAAAUCGGACCACCGGUCAAAAUGUCUGUGAAGAUCCUCUCCAUCACUCUCCUCCUGCUCUCAAUGUGUGUGUGCUGCCACUCCUCUGAAGCUCAUCGUCUUCCUACAGUACCGCGACCAUGCUGCACUGCCGUCACCCAACGCGAUUCGAGCACUAAGGUGAUGGGACAAACGUAUCGUGAGCAGGCUAGAUCAGGUCGCUGUGUGAAGGCUAUAAUUUUCAACACAAAGGAAGGACAGCUUUGUGCUGAUCCAAACGCUCAGUGGGUCAAGGAUCUCAUUGCCAAAAUGAUAAAGUUGAACCUGUCUGCUACAUCAGUAUUUUCACCAUCUUUAAAGGCAAGAUGGUGAACUCAUUGGAGUUCUGGCUUUGUGUCUUUUUUCUUGCUCAUAUAUGAAUUUCUUGUUGUGUUUUUAUGUGUUUACACAAAGUACAUUUUGGCUUUAAAAAACUACAUGAAAAUAAA